AUGGAUUUCGAAACAUUGGCGUCAGGACUUAAUUGCACUCCACCAGCUAUAGACGACUUCCCUAGGGAUUUAUUUACAGAAGAACAAAGACAAGGUGGGGCCGUGGUUGUCCACAUCGUGGUGUCGCUAUACCUUUUCGUGGCAUUGGCGGUAGUCUGUGAUAAAUAUUUUGUACCGGCGGUGGAAAAAAUAUGCCAUGCGUUAAAUAUGACAGCGGAUGUUGCGGGCGCGACUUUCAUGGCAGCCGCCACAUCAGCGCCCGAGCUCUUCGUAAAUGUUAUUGGAACAUUUAUCACUGAAGGAGACAUUGGUGUCGGUACCAUCGUCGGAUCGGCUGUAUUUAACAUUCUAGCAGUCGCCGCCUGUUGUGGUAUUGGAGCUGGCAUGAGCGGCGCGAAGAUAGUACCUUUGGAUUGGUGGCCUCUGACAAGAGAUUGCCUGGCCUACGGCAUUACAGUAUCGCUUCUCAUCUGCAUCAUACACGACGAACGAGUCGAAUGGUACGAAGCCCUGUGCCUCGUCUUGCUGUAUACCGUCUACAUUCUCAUCAUGUACUUCGAUAAACCCAUACAGAAUUGCGUUAGAGGGAGAUUGAAGUUGGCGCAGUUGAGCAUUUCACGUCGCAGUUCCAAAAACCCUGCAGAAAACACAGAAGAAAGAGUUGAAACGAAACCGCACAUCAAACAACUCGAAAGCGGCGACAACAGAAUAGAAACCGAGAACGAUGCCAAAGAACAAGCGGAUAACCCGGACGCGAAAAAUAAUUCGUCCAAUUACGACGAGGGCGUGUUUGUUAUCAAUUCCUCGACGCACGUAAACGGAUCGCUGAAGCUGCCGAUGAGCUUCGAGGAGAAACUAGGUAAAGACGAAACCGAAAAUACGGAGAAAGGCGAAAAGAACAGACAUUCGCUGUGGAAAUGGCCAAGGAAACGCGGCAAACUGGCGCAGUUCACUUGGAUUAUUACGUGGCCCAUAUAUUUGAUAUUUCUGUUCACCAUACCGGAUUGCGAGAAAAGAAGGUUUAAAAAAUGGUUUCCUCUUACCUUCGUCAUGUGCAUUAUUUGGAUUGGUUCUCUAUCGUACGCUGUAGCUUGGAUGAUAACAAUAAUCGGCGAUACAUUGAAAAUUCCGGAUUCCGUAAUGGGCAUUACUUUCUUAGCCGCUGGAACGAGCGUACCCGAAGCUGUAUCGAGUGUAAUCGUUGCAAAACAAGGACACGGUUCGAUGGGAAUUAGCAACUCAAUAGGAUCCAAUACGUUCGACAUCCUGCUCUGCCUGGGCCUUCCCUGGUUCAUAAAAGCCACCUUCAUGCCGACCAUACCCGGAAAGCAUUGGGUUGGAAUUAAUUCAGCCGGUAUAGAGUACAGCGCCAUAUCGCUGCUGUCCACCUUACUGAUGCUGUACAUGGCGUUCGCGUUGAACAAGUUCCAACUGGACAAAACGGUGGGAAGAGUGUGCCUGUUGAUGUACGCCGUUUUUCUAAUAUUAGCCAGCCUGAUCGAAUUGAACGCCUUCUUUAGGGUCAAUUUGCCGACGUGCGGCCGAUGA
Phyllotreta striolata is the source of this 1548-nucleotide messenger RNA. Lineage: Eukaryota; Metazoa; Arthropoda; Insecta; Coleoptera; Chrysomelidae. The record is from the annotation of a GenBank genome assembly.